This is a messenger RNA of Metschnikowia bicuspidata var. bicuspidata NRRL YB-4993, 180 nucleotides long. It is a transcript of the gene COX7, whose product is annotated as cytochrome c oxidase subunit VII. The record is from RefSeq and is a predicted model, not a curated record. Lineage: Eukaryota; Fungi; Ascomycota; Pichiomycetes; Serinales; Metschnikowiaceae. The coding region runs from base 1 to 180 and encodes 59 amino acids. The transcript has a single exon.
AUGAACCCACAAAGAAUCAUCGAAUUGCAAAAGCACUACCAGAACACCAACAAGGAGUUGUGGUUGAAGGGCCCCCGUUCCAAGAUGUUGGUGUACCCCUUCUACGCCAUGUUCACCUUCUCCACCGCCGUCAGCUUGUACUACACCGGCAGGGCCAUUGCUGGAAUCAAGGAGGAGUAA